AUGGGGUUAACCUUGGUGAAGUUUAAUGAUGAAGCGACUAGAGAUCAUGUCUUAGAGAAUGGAAUCUUGCAAUUCGAUAGGAAACCUGUCAUUAUCAGGCCAUGGACAACAGAUUUGAGUACUAUUAGAUUGAUCCGGUCGGUGCCGCUUUGGGUCCGUCUUCAUGACCUGGGAUUACAGUAUUGGGGCAGCAAGUGUAUUAGCGCUUUGGUGAGCACGAUUGGCAAACCCUUAUUAGUUGAUAAAUUCACUAGGGAACGAUCUCGGGUUCAGUUUGUGAGGGUCUUAGUGGAGAUGGAAAUUACAGAUAACCCUCCCCGAAGUUUACAGUUUGUCAACGAACAUGGACAGAUUAUUGAGCAGGGGGUCGAAUAUGAGUGGUUGCCUACUAAAUGCAAGACCUGUUCUGGUUUUGGACAUUCUAUGGUAGAUUGUCGCAAGAAUGUUAAGUCUGUGCGGGUGGAAAAAGGAAUGGGUUCUAAGGCAGAGACUACUAUGGAGCAGGGAAACACUUCUGAGAAUAAGUCUGAAGGGGAACCAAUUCAGGAGUUGGGUAGAGGGAAAGGAGAAGACAACUCAGUUAUUGACCCUAGUGAUGUUUCUAUUCCAGGGGAGGCUAACAUGGAUCAGUCUAAGGAAAGGGAAAAGGAAGAUACCUAG
Molecule: messenger RNA, 660 nt
Organism: Humulus lupulus (European hop)
Lineage: Eukaryota; Viridiplantae; Streptophyta; Magnoliopsida; Rosales; Cannabaceae
Exons: 1
Coding region: 1-660 (219 amino acids)
Source: RefSeq, a predicted model, not a curated record